This is a messenger RNA of Trichosurus vulpecula (common brushtail), 4060 nucleotides long. RefSeq names its product dynein cytoplasmic 1 light intermediate chain 1 (gene DYNC1LI1). Bases 165 to 1724 code for a protein of 519 amino acids. The transcript has 13 exons. NCBI's taxonomy places the organism in Eukaryota, Metazoa, Chordata, Mammalia, Diprotodontia, Phalangeridae. Gene Ontology annotation, biological process: microtubule-based movement; microtubule cytoskeleton organization. Gene Ontology annotation, cellular component: cytoplasmic dynein complex; centrosome. The record is from RefSeq and is a predicted model, not a curated record. Gene Ontology annotation, molecular function: dynein heavy chain binding.
GCAGGCUCCGCCCCUCCCGCUCGCCAGGCGCCGGGCGCUCGCCUCACAUCCGGGUCCCGCCGCCGCUGCCGCCGCUGCCGCCGCUGCCGCCGCUGCCGCCGCUGCCGCCGCCGCCCGGGCCUCGCUCAUUCAGCUUCGCGGGAGCUGAGAGAGUCCCGAUCAAGAUGGCGGCCGUGGGGCGAGCCGGCUCCUUCAGCUCCUCGCCGCCGGCCCUCGCCACCGCCAACGGUUUCGCCCCGGCCGGCUGCACGGGCGGCGGCGACAAGGCCGAGGACGACGAUGGACAGAACCUCUGGUCCUGCAUCCUCAGCGAGGUCUCCACCCGCUCCCGCUCCAAGCUCCCAUCGGGCAAGAACGUCUUACUGCUGGGUGAAGAUGGAGCUGGAAAAACAAGCUUGAUAGGGAGAAUCCAGGGAAGAACGGAGGAGUGCAAGAAGGGAAGAGGGGCGGAGUAUUUGUACUUGAGCGUUCAUGAUGAGGACAGAGAUGAUCAAACAAGAUGUAACGUGUGGAUCUUAGAUGGAGACUUGUAUCAUAAAGGCCUCCUUAAAUUUGCAAUGGAAGCCAACUCUCUGAGAGACACUUUAGUUAUUCUGGUUGUUGACAUGUCAAAGCCUUGGACUGCUUUGGAUUCUUUACAGAAAUGGGCAAGUGUGGUGAGAGAACAUAUUGAUAAGCUAAAAAUUCCUCCUGAGGAAAUGAAAGAAAUGGAACAGAAAUUGAUUAGAGAUUUCCAAGAAUACGUAGAGCCUGGAGAAGAUUUCCCAGCAUCUCCACAGAGAAGAAGCACAUUACAGGAAGACAGAGAUGAUAGUGUCAUGUUACCGCUGGGCGCAGACACGCUUACAUAUAACUUAGGCGUCCCAGUGCUUGUAGUUUGCACAAAGUGUGAUGCCAUUAGUGUGUUGGAAAAAGAACAUGAUUACAGAGAUGAACACUUUGACUUUAUUCAAUCACAUAUCCGGAAGUUUUGUUUACAGUAUGGUGCAGCACUUAUUUACACUUCAGUAAAGGAAAAUAAAAAUAUAGAUUUAGUAUAUAAGUACAUUGUUCAGAAAUUAUACGGAUUCCCUUUUAAGAUCCCUGCUGUUGUUGUGGAAAAAGACGCAGUAUUUAUUCCAGCAGGAUGGGACAAUGAUAAGAAAAUAGGAAUUUUACAUGAAAAUUUUCAAACAUUAAAAGCAGAAGAUAGUUUUGAAGAUAUUAUAACCAAACCACCUGUCCGAAAGGUUGUUCAUGAGAAGGAAAUUGUAGCAGAAGAUGAUCAAGUAUUUCUUAUGAAGCAACAGUCCCAGUUAGCAAAGCAACCACCGACAGCAGCCGGAAGGCCAGUGGAUUCCUCUCCACGAGUUCCUGGCGGUUCCCCUCGAACACCUAAUAGAUCAGUGUCAUCCAAUGUGGCCAGUGUGUCGCCCAUCCCUGCUGGGUCAAAAAAAAUUGAUCCAAAUAUGAAAGCCGGAGCUACAAGUGAAGGUGUCCUCGCUAAUUUCUUCAAUAGUUUGCUGAGUAAAAAAACAGGCUCACCUGGGGGCCCUGGCGUUGGUAGCAGCAGCCCUGGAGGUGGUGGGGGUGGUGGCAGCAGCAGCAAUUUACCACCGUCAGCAAAAAAGUCAGGCCAGAAACCUGUCUUGACAGAUGUUCAGGCAGAAUUGGACAGAAUUUCACGAAAACCUGAUAUGGUUUCUCCUACAACACCGUCUCCAACAGAAGGUGAAGCAUCUUGAAGAUACCAAAUAAAGCCAUUUAUUCAGUUUUCUGAGAUAAUGUAAACUUGCCUCUGCCUUUUCCUUCAAAAGUGGAAUUAGGGAGCUGAAACAUUUUUUUCAGAAGGAUAAAAUUGAUGUCUUUUUUGUUUCCCAAUCUUACAAAAAGGGAACUGUACAAAUGGAAAAUUAAACUACACUAUGUCGGACUGCUGUUUGCAUUGCCACUUUGCAUAAUGAAGUAAUUUUGAGAUUUUGAACACUCAAAAUAAUUUCUAAAACUGCAAUCUGUCCAUUUGAUCUUAUUCUAAACACCAUUUUGGGUUUUUUUUUUUAAUGGGAGGGUUUGGGGAUGGGUGGUAAGCAAUAUGCAACAUGGGCACCGGAUUGACUUGGAAAUCCCUGUCUGUUUUAGAGUUAGGGCUGUUAAGAUGGUAAAUGAAUUAACCUGUUAGUUUUCUUGGAAGACAGAUGGUGAUCAUUUGUUCACUCUUGUGUCCACCAACAUGAAUGAAUUCAAAAUCUUUUUACUGCCACGUGUGGAAUGUGCUCACCAAGCUACUGGAUCUCAUCUGGGCCACUAGGCCUCUUGAAAGUUGUGGGGCAGUGUCCUCUCCCAAGUAGAUGGCCUAGAGAAAUGUUGGCCGAGUUUGAUUUAAUGAACUAGCAGAAGAAGACAGCCCCCUGCCUAAAUAUAUAACAAAGAAAAAUGCAGAGGUUAUCCAAAUGAAAAGAAAAACUAUCUCCAUAUUUGUUUCUCUAUGGCCCAGCCUUAAUACUGCCCUUUAUGUUUUCCCUAUUACCAUGAUGGUUUUAAUGAUCAGUCUUUUAAACUGUAAUCAGUUAAUAAAGUAUUUAUUCUCUGCAUUCAGAUUUAAAUAAUUCAUUGCAUUCUCUUAUGUUUAAAUUUCUAUUUGUUAACAAAAGAUAAGAUCUGCUAGUAUUUUUAUGUUUGACUCAGUAGGAUUACUAAUCAUACUGAUAAUUCCCAUGUUUUCAUCCAAAUUUUCUUAAGACAAAACUGGUUAAGUUUACUUCAGCUUCCUUGAUUUUGUAUACCAAGGAACUAUGAGGAAUAGUGGGUGGUUUACUUGCUUCCCUAAGGAUGGAAAAUUUCCACAUUCUGAAACUUUCUGUAGUAGUCAGCCUCAUUAAUGGCAGAGGCUGCUGUUUAGCAUUUGGUCAAUAUGCUCAUGGUGAACGGCUCCUUUCCAAGUCAACACUUGCAUCAUUUCCCUAGUAAUAGAUUUUCAAUAGCUGGGAUUUUAGAACCUAACUACAAUACCAGUAAAUUAGAGGAUAUUUUCAUUGAUCAAUUGAUGAAUACAGCCAUGUUGGACCAACUUAAGCCAAUUAGGUUAUUUUUUCAAAAAUGUUUCCUUUUAAAUGACACCUCAUUUUUUUUUAAACUUUGAAGAUAUAUUCUAUAUUCCAAAGAUAUUGUUUAGAAGUCCCUGAAGCAUUAAAGAAAAGUCAUCUUUCAGGAGGUCUUUCAAGAUCAAUUUAGUUACAGAAAAAGCAUUUGGUUUACUGUACCUCUGCCCCUGAACAUAAAUACUGAAGGUGCAUGAGAAGAAGAGAAACUUCAUAGCCUCCUCCAAAAGGGAGUACUUGGGGGAGGAAAGGAUGUUCCUUCACACUGAAAAGUUGUGAAUUUGAAAAAAACAUUAAAACAUGCUUGAGCUAAGUAAAACAUACCAUUGACAAAAGAAUAAAUAUUCAGCUCGGUAUAUGAUUAUGCAAAUAUGUUGUAAUGAUACCAAUUUUUCUAGACUAUUACUUGACACUAAUACAGAAUGCCAUGGAGUAACUGGGAAGACUAAUAAAAUGGGUGCUCAGUCUGCCUCUCUGUAUACUUUGAAUAUCUGCUUCUGUGUUUGCAUGCACAGGAUAAUGACCUGUUUCCUAUGGGGCAUGGAGAGGUACCAGGAAACCCUAUGUGCUAUCUGGCAUCGCCAAUGCUGGCUACUGUAGAGCAGAGGUGUCAGACGCUGUCCUGAACCAGGUUGAAAUGUAAUUGGGACGUACUUUAUAAAAUAAAAAUACAGUAGAACGUAGAUAAUAUUAACAUGUGGUUUUCUAAAUAUGCAGCCUGCAAAAAUCCUUAUAUAAUAAGGUUAGUGGCCCCGUUUUUAUUUGAAUUUGACACCACUGUUCUAGAAGUUUCAGGCAUACUAAUCCCAGCUUCUUACCUUUGCAUGUCUGGGUGCUAAAACUAUUUUUGUACUGAUUAAUGUUUGCAGGAAGGCACUUUGUUUUUGAACAUCUCAGUUGUCCAUCCAAACCUUCAGAUACCACAUUUUGAGGCCCUUUGUGAGACUGGACAAAUGGUGCAUAUAUUAAAAAAGUGCUCGUUA